AUGGCUAGUAUCAGAUCAGAAAUUCCUCUGUUACAGAAAGCCUCUCAUUUUGAGGAUCAUCAUGACGCUGAGCAACAAAUCCAUCAUUUUGGUGAACAACAACCAUAUCAUGAAAAUUCAAAUAUAGCAGUUCCUGAAUAUCAUGAAAGAACUGUGACAGUUAUUGACUGGACGAAAGAUAAUUUUAAUAGUCCUCUUCAAAGAAUUAGAGAUUAUUUCAUUUCUCUUUUUCCCAUCGCACAAUGGAUUUUACAUUAUAAUCCCACUUGGGCUUAUGGUGAUCUAAUUGCUGGUAUUACCGUCGGGGUUGUAUUGGUUCCACAAUCUAUGUCAUAUGCACAAUUAGCAGGUUUAGCUCCACAAUAUGGUCUUUAUUCUUCAUUUGUUGGUGUCUUUAUCUACUCUUUUUUCGCAACUUCAAAAGAUGUUUCGAUUGGUCCUGUUGCCGUUAUGUCUUUACAAGUUGGUAAAGUUGUAGCCAAAGUCCAAAGUGAAUAUGGUGCCCAAUAUAGUGCUCCAGAAAUUGCCACAUUCCUUUCGUUGAUUUGUGGUGGGAUUGCCGCUGGUAUCGGUAUCUUGAGGUUGGGUUUUGUUUUAGAAUUUAUUUCUAUUCCAGCAAUUAUGGGGUUUAUGACUGGUUCUGCCUUCAGUAUUAUCGUUGGUCAAAUUCCGGGUUUAUUGGGUUUUAACUCCUUUGUCAAUACUAGACAAGCUAGUUAUAAAGUUGUUAUCGAUUCCUUGAAGAACUUGAAACACGGUAACAUCGAUGCCGCAUUUGGUAUGGUCCCAUUGUUCCUUUUGUAUACUUGGAAGUUCACAACUAACUAUGGUAUGGAAAGAUGGCCAAGAUACAAAUCUUGGUUCUUCUAUGGUCAACAUUUAAGAAAUGCAGUUAUUAUCGUCUUUGCCACUUUGAUUGCUUGGGGUGUAGUUCAUCCUGAAAAGGUUAACUUCCAUGGUAAGGGUAAGUUCAAACCAUCUAUCAGUAUCAUUGGUACUGUUCCAGCUGGUUUGAGAGAUGUUGGUGUCAUGAAGAUUCCUCAUGGAAUUAUUGGUGCUAUGGCAUCUGAAAUUCCAGUUUCUACCAUUAUUUUAUUGUUGGAACAUAUCGCAAUCGCCAAGUCCUUUGGUAGAGUUAACGAUUACAAGGUUGUACCAGAUCAAGAAUUGAUUGCUAUUGGUGUUAACAAUUUAAUCGGUACUUUCUUCAAUGCUUAUCCUGCUACUGGUUCAUUUUCUAGAUCAGCUUUGAAAGCCAAGUGUGGUGUUAGAACCCCUCUUGCUGGUAUUUUCACUGGUGGUGUUGUGUUGUUGGCCUUGUAUGCAUUGACAAAGGCUUUCUACUACAUUCCAAAAGCAACCUUGUGUGCCGUUAUUAUUCAUGCUGUAUCUGAUUUGAUUGCAAAUUAUAAAACUACUUGGAAUUUCUGGAAUGUUGCGCCAUUGGAUGCUGGUAUUUUCAUUGUUGCUGUAUUCAUUACUGUUUUUUCUUCCAUUGAAAAUGGUAUUUACUUUGCUAUCUGUGCUUCAGUAGCUGUCUUGUUGUUCCGUGUUGCUAUGCCUGAAGGUACCUUUUUGGGCAGAAUUCGUGUUGCCGAAGUCAUUAACCCAAGCAUUGCCAUUUCUGAUGAAGGUAACUUUAGUAUUCAUGGUGAAAACAAAGAAGUUCAAAAUGUUUCAGCAUCAAACUCUUCUGAUGAAGAUAUUGAAAUCCAUCAAGUCUUAAGUAAUGGAUCAAAUUACAAUUCCGCUACUUCUAAUAAGUAUAAGGUUAAAGAAGUUGGAAAAUUAAAUGUUAAUACUUCUGCCAAAAAUUUGAUUCAAAAUAAUCCUAAUUUGAAAUUCCAAACAAGAUGGGUUCCAUUGAAUAAUAAGAAUAUUAAUAAACAUUUACAUGUUUCGCCACCUCCACCUGGUGUUCUUGUGUUUAAACCCAUUGAAUCAUUUACAUACCCCAAUGCAUCCAAGCAAGUUGAUAGAGUUUCAGAUGAAGCAAAGAGAUUAACUAAGCGUGGUAAGCCAUAUGAUCAAUUACCAACUGGAGCAAGACCUUGGAAUGACCCAGGUCCAAUUAAAUGGAACUUCCCUUUCUGGAAAGAGAAGUUUGCUAAACAACAUGAAUUUCAAGCUGAUGACAGACCAAUUUUGAGGAUUAUUCAUUUCGACUUUAGCUCUGUUGCAUCGAUUGAUGCCACUUCUAUCCAAGCCUUAGUUGAUCUUAGAAAGGCUUUGAAUACUUAUGCUGAUAGAGAGGUUGAAUUCCAUUUCUCAGGAAUUUUAUCUCCAUGGAUUAGAAGAGCGUUACUCAACUCUGGGUUUGGCUCUUAUGAAGAAGAUGGAUUAAUAAGCGAGACUGCGUAUGUCAAUAUUGGAACUUCCAAUGAUUUGGAAUUUGGUGCUGAUGAUGGAUAUUAUGCAGCAGUUGGUACCAAUACCCCAUUUUUCCACUUGGAUAUUCCUGAAUAUUCUUAG
This is a messenger RNA of [Candida] anglica, 2472 nucleotides long. NCBI's taxonomy places the organism in Eukaryota, Fungi, Ascomycota, Pichiomycetes, Serinales, Debaryomycetaceae. The record is from the annotation of a GenBank genome assembly.